Molecule: messenger RNA, 1610 nt
Organism: Heterotrigona itama
Lineage: Eukaryota; Metazoa; Arthropoda; Insecta; Hymenoptera; Apidae
Source: the annotation of a GenBank genome assembly
AAUGGCUAAUUUAGAAGUAUAUAAAGAACAAUUGCAAAAGAUUCGUCAAUAUGCACGGGAAAAUGGUAUUACGGAAAAUGAAAUUGAUAAAGCUUUACAGAAUUCCUUUCGUAUUCUCGAAAAGAAAGAGAAGAAAGUUAAUCUUUGUUUUAUUGCAAAAAGUAUGGUUGUAAUAUUAUUUAUAAUAAUUGUAUGCUUUAUAUCUUUUGACAAAAAGUUUUUAGUAGUGAUGUUAAUGAGGAAUUUGCAGAAUUCCAUCUAUCCGGGCUUAAAAUUACUUAGAAAAAUAGCUGUGCCGGUAAUUCAACAUUAUCCUUCUUUAUCUGAAUUAUAUGAUGAAUGGUGCAUAUUAGAAAAUCCAUAUUUUUAUGUAAAUGAUAUGGAUUGUGGACCCUGUAGCGUUGUACAUUUCAUACCUGACUUAACUGGUCAUCAUAUAUCUAGAUCAUUUAAUCUUGGAAUUCCUUAUAUAAAAACAGAAAAUUUUUCGGAUAUUCAUAUGAAAGAUAUACAAGAAUUAUUGUGGCAAAAUUCUGAAGUAUUUAAAACAGAUGCUAUGAAAAGCUUAAAUAAAAAUUUUAAGCAAAAGAUAUAUCAUUUUAGAAAUAUUCAAGAUGUUAUGGAAAAAAACAUGGAUUUAAAUCUUUCCAAAAAUUUAUAUAAUCAUGUUACAUGGAGAAUUAAUCGCAUGGCAGCAGGAAGAAUUUUAAGAAAAUUAUUCCCAAAACCUAUUGAUACACCAAAUUGGUGGGAACAAAGUACAGAAAAAUUUAUUUUUUUUGAUGAAUCAAAAUCACCACCUUAUUCUUUAGUAUGUAAGAUGUUAUCUUUUGGUCUGCAUGAAAUAUUGCUUUAUAAAAAAUAUUAAUUAUUAUAUAUACAAUAAUUAUUAUAUGUACAAUAAUUAUAUUGUUAUUAUAUAUAAUUAUAUUGAUAUUAUAUAUUGAUAUUAUUAAUAUAAUUAUAUUGAUAUUAUAUAUUGAUAUUAUUAUAUAUUGAUAUUAUAUAUUGAUAUUAUUAAUAUAAUUAUAUUGAUAUUAUAUAUACAAUAAUUAUUAUAUGUACAAAAUGUUCCUGCAAAAAAAUAUUGUAAUACUUGAAUAUAUGUAUACAUUAUUAGUUUAAAAAUGUUAUAUUAGAAAUAAUUAUUUUGUUUAUAGAAUAACUUUUUUAAUCAAUACUAUUUUCAAAACUUUAGCCAAAUACUGAAUGUAGUAAUAUAAUGAUAAGAUGUACAACUGGUACAAGGUUGAUAAAAAUGAUAGCAAGCUCAGAAUGUAGUGCAUCUUGUGAAUCCUUUACAGUGUUAUUAUCUGCUGGAAAAACUUGUAAGUACGUUAAUAUAUAAUCAUUUAAAGAAGAUAUAAUUAAUUUAAGUUUGAUUAUUUAAACUAUUUACUUUAUUCUUGAUAUAACAUUAACAAACUUUUAUUUACAUUUGAUUUAAAUAAAUGUUUUGAAUAUUACGUGAUAAUUAAUAUUGUUUAAAUAUUUGAUUACCAGAAUCAUAUUUCUUUUUAGUAUGGUAUAACUGGUGGUAUUGGCGACCAGUCAGCCUUCCAGCUUUAAAUUCAACUAGUAUUACCAUUAGUUAUAUGACUUCAUUCUGU